This is a messenger RNA of Caenorhabditis elegans, 726 nucleotides long. It is a transcript of the gene T10D4.7, whose product is annotated as DUF281 domain-containing protein. The record is from RefSeq and is marked reviewed. The transcript has 4 exons. Lineage: Eukaryota; Metazoa; Nematoda; Chromadorea; Rhabditida; Rhabditidae. The coding region runs from base 1 to 504 and encodes 167 amino acids.
AUGAGGCCUAUUCUCCUAGCGGUUUUGAUCUACUUGGCCUGUUGUGAAGAAGAUUACGGAUGCCUCGAUGCUUGCGAAUGUGACAAUAUAAGCGAAUACACAAUUAAUGAUGCGUUUUUAUUUUAUACCGAAGAGGCCGGAUGUGUUAGGAACGUGACGUGUCUGAACAGUCCAGAUUCGCAUAUUGCACUGGAUUUUCAAGGAUCGGAAAUUCCAAGACCUUUGGCGCCUACAUGGAAGCCCUACCGUCCAGAAACCUACCUGAUGCCUCCAAAUGCUACUCCGGGAUCAACUCCCACUGGAAUCGAUAUUUUUUCAUUUUUCGGAAUAAUUUGUGAGAACAGCACUUGGUACAUCACAAAAUACCCGAAUGGCUACUCGUACCAAGUAAAAGUCGACGAGACGACAAACAGAAUAGAAUAUGUCGCACCUGAUAGCACGAUUGAUGGGAAGAAAUCUCCGUUGUUCCACAUGUAUUGUCCACCUUGGCCGUUAACCUGCUAAAUUUUCCAAGGGUUGUUCAAAAUAAAUGAUGUUUUUUUCGUAAAAUAAGACACUUUUGGGGGUUAUGUUUUCUGUGUGGCCAUCGAAUUUUCAGGCCGGUUGAUAUCUUCAUAGGCUUGAGUCUAAGCGUAAGCUUAUGCCUAAGCCUAAGCCUAAGCCUAAGCCUAAGCCUAAGAAAAGCCCGACCGAUUUUGGUUUUUUUUUUUCAAUAAAUUGAACUUU